CAACUCUAUAAUUAAAAUGUAUUAUCACGGAUCGAGAAUCAUUCAUCGAAGGUUAUCAUUCGCCUUUGAUACAGCUUUUUCCUGCUGGUGUACCGCCAGAUCGACGAUGUACCUCUUACUGUGCGUGACUUUCCUAUCCAUCGGAGGUACGCUUUCGGAACCACCACUUGCUGUAGUAAAGGAAGGUACUUUGAGAGGGACAUAUAUGAAAACCUUGGGUGGCAAAGAAAUCGCUGCAUUCCUCGGCGUACCUUACGCUGCCCCACCUGUCAGAUUUCAGUCUCCUUCUCCGCCAAGAAAGUGGGAAGGGAUCCGAAAUGCUACUGAACCAAAAAGUGAUUGCCUUCAUUAUACUGAGUUGGGUCUUUAUGUUCUUGGGUCUGAAGACUGUUUGUACGCUUACGUUUAUGCACCUAAGGAUUUCAACGAAACAAAAACUUUAAAAGAUGUAAUUAUAUACAUUCAUGGAGGAGGUUUCAGCUGCAUGCUGGGACAUUAUGGCCCUAGAUAUAUACUGGAUCAUGAUGUGGUUUAUGUUUUCUUUACAUAUAGACUUGGUCCUUUAGGUUUCCUAAGCACUGGCGAUACUGUAAUACCUGGGAACUUUGGACUAAAAGAUCAAAAUAUGCUAUUGAAAUGGGUUUCACACAAUAUCAAAGCUUUCGGAGGAAAUUCAAAUAGUGUGACUCUAACUGGUACCUCAGCUGGUGGAGCAAGCGUUCAUUACCACAUGUUGUCUCCGAUGUCGAAAGGUCUUAUUCACCGAGCUUUCUCAAUGAGCGGAACUGUUCUGGAUCCGUGGACAAAAACAGAAAAUUUCAAAGAAAGGGCAUCGAAGUUGGCGCAGUUGUUAAAUUGUCCUAGUGCCAAUUCGACCGAAUUCCAUGACUGUCUCAUGAAAAAAGAAGGCCAGGAAAUAGUUUCAAAAAUGAAGGAUUUUCACACAUGGAUUUACUAUCCCUUUACUGUUUUUGGACCAGUUGUUGAAGUUGAACAUCCAGAUGCAUUUAUAUCUAAACCACCGAUUGAGAUAAUCAAGAACAAAGAGGCCCAAGAAGUACCUUGGUUUACAACACUAACAUCAGAAGAAGGUUUAUAUCCAGUUGCUGACUUUAUAGCUAAUAAGACAGCACUUAAAUAUUUGGAUGAUCAUUGGAAUGAGAUUGCUCCAAGUCUAUUGGACUAUGGGCAUUUAUUCGAAGAAUAUGUGUCAAAUGAAAUAAGCAGGAAGAUUAGAAACGAAUACUUUGGAAAUGGAUCAAUAUUAAAAAAUGAAAAAGCUUUAAUUGAUGUAUGUAGUGAUAGACAUUUUGUUCUUGGAACAGUAGAUGCAGCAAAACUUCAUGCAAAAUAUUACAAAUCACCAGUUUACUCUUAUUUAUUUUCUUACAGAGGAAAAAACAGUGUUUCUGGAUAUGUUUCCAAGUCCAACAAUAAUUGGGGGGUUUGCCAUGCAGAUGACACUGGUUAUAUGUUUCAUAAUGAAAUGAUUAAUACUGAAGAAAUUGCAAAUGACCGGAAGAUGAUUGCAGUGAUGACUAGAGUGCUUGUAAACUUUGCUAAAAACGGAGCACCUCAAAUGGAUGAUAAUUUGCUCUGGCCAGAGGUCGACGAUGUGGAAGAUACUUUUACCUACGUAAAUAUCAAAAAUCAUACUUAUAAUAUUUUGGAGAGAAAUUCUUUACUUGGUCGACCCAAUUUUUGGGAUCUUCUCGGUUUUAAAAAAAAAGAGAUAUAGUAAAAAGAUUUACUAUUUAAAAAAAAAAUUAACCAGCAAGUUUGAAAAAUAUUUUGAAAUUUAAAACAAAUUGUAUUUAUUGUUUUGAAUUUAAACCUCAUGAUUUUUUUUUAUUACUAUCAAUAAAUUUUUUAAAAUUAAAAUGGUUAUGUACAUUUUAUUGUGUUAGUUGUUUCUUAGAAAAAAAUAAAAAUCCUAUUUCCUUCGCUCAUUACUAAAUGUUUGGGCUCAUGUUGAGAUGAGUUCUACAUAAAAAAAUAUCUUGCUAUAUUUUAAUUCAUUAUGUAAUUCUGACUGAUUAUACCAGUUUAGAUCGACUUGUAUUUUAAAUUAUAAUAAAAAAAUAUAUAUAGAUC
Messenger RNA from Nezara viridula (southern green stink bug), 2094 nucleotides. The record is from the annotation of a GenBank genome assembly. Lineage: Eukaryota; Metazoa; Arthropoda; Insecta; Hemiptera; Pentatomidae.